CUCCUAAGCAUAUUCGUCAUCUUUUGUUGCCCCUAUCUUGCCCACGCGAAAGCCAAGCCCAGACCUCAUGUUAUAUUCAUCAUGUCGGACGACCACGGUUAUAGAGACAUUGGGUAUCACGGUUCCAAGUUUCCAACUCCAGUAAUGGAUGAAUUAGCAAGAGAGGGUGUGAAGCUGGAGAACUACUAUGUUCAGAGAGUUUGUACGCCAACCAGGGGUGAACUAUUGACAGGAAGAUAUUCAAUUCGAACUGGUCUACAACAUGGUGUUCUGGAGCCUGAUCAACCUGCUUGUCUACCACUCGACGAAAUCACCCUAGCACAGAAGUUGAAGGAAGCUGGGUACGCAACACAUUUAGUUGGUAAAUGGCAUCUUGGCCAUUACAAACACGAUUGUCUUCCCCACUAUAGGGGAUUCGACACAUUCUACGGUUUCUUACAAGGGGGUGAAUACUUCUUCUCGCAUGAUACACCAAAAGGGCAACUAGAUUUAAGACUGAAUGAUGAGCCAAUCUGGAAUGAAAACGGAACUUACUCAACUCAUUUAUUCACAGACAAAGCUAUCGACAUUAUAAACAAUCAUCCGGAUGAUGAGUCUCUUUUUCUAUUUCUUUCCUACCAAGCACCACACGCUCCACUGGAAGUCCCAGAAGAGUACAAGGAGCCGCUACGCGAUUUAUUCGAAGAUGAACGUCGCUUGACCUACGCCGCCAUGACAACCUGCAUGGACGAGGGUAUAAUAACAGAUAACGGUGGUGCAACUUGGGGUGCGGCUUCUAAUUGGCCACUUCGCGGAUAUAAGAAAGGCCUGUUUGAGGGCGGCAUUCGAGCCGUUGGAUUUGUCAAUAGUCCAUUACUUUGUUCUAAAGUAAGAGGAACAGUGAACGAGCAACUCAUACAUGUCACAGAUUGGUUUCCAACAAUCCUCAAAGGCAUUGCAGGCGGCCGUCUGUCCGGAACAAAACCCCUGGAUGGCAUCAAUCAAUGGCCAACCAUAAGAAUUGGAUUCCCUACUUCAAGAAAAGAAAUCCUGCAUAACAUCGACCCAUUGGAAGUUACAGCUACGAGCACUUACACCGAUUCCCCUUUUAACGUCUCCAUUGAAGCAGCGAUUCGGGAAGGGGACUGGAAACUUCAUACAGGUGAAGAUGGAAUGGCUGGAUGGUAUGCUCCACCGGACACGUCACUGGAAACCGUCAACGGUGUUACUGGAAGCGACCAGGUCGUCUGGCUCUUCAAUAUAAAAAAUGACCCACUAGAAAAGAAUGACCUCUCCACAAAGCACCCUAAAGUUGUUAAGAAAUUGUUGAAGAAACUUGCAAAGUACCAAUCAGAGGCCGUCCCACCCUUGUAUCCCCCUCUUGUCCCGGAUCUCGCUAACCCUUGUACAAAUGGCAAUGAGUGCUUCUGGGGUCCAUGGGUCUAACCUAUAUAACAGCCUUAGGCUAUACAACAACUUUUUCAAUGUUUUUAUUUGUUCAAUAAAAUUGUUUCAUUUUUUUUGUGCAUUUAAUGAAACCUUCUGGGGCUCGAA
This is a messenger RNA of Anneissia japonica, 1533 nucleotides long. RefSeq names its product arylsulfatase B-like. The transcript has 7 exons. The annotation marks the transcript as partial. Lineage: Eukaryota; Metazoa; Echinodermata; Crinoidea; Comatulida; Comatulidae. The record is from RefSeq and is a predicted model, not a curated record.